Schistocerca piceifrons (Central American locust) is the source of this 508-nucleotide messenger RNA. Its product is annotated as speckle-type POZ protein B-like. NCBI's taxonomy places the organism in Eukaryota, Metazoa, Arthropoda, Insecta, Orthoptera, Acrididae. Gene Ontology annotation, biological process: proteasome-mediated ubiquitin-dependent protein catabolic process; regulation of proteolysis. The record is from RefSeq and is a predicted model, not a curated record. Gene Ontology annotation, cellular component: cytoplasm. Gene Ontology annotation, molecular function: ubiquitin protein ligase binding. The transcript is spliced from 2 exons. Bases 68 to 508 code for a protein of 146 amino acids.
AGAGGGUCCUGUGCUGCGCCAAGUGCUGGCAUACCUCUACACCCUGCAGGUGCCCCAGCUGCCCAGCAUGGCCCCAAAGCUGCUGGUCGCCGCCGACAUAUACGGCCUGUCGGUACUGAAAGCGCACUGUGAGCAACAGGUGGUCGCCCAGCUGUCUGUCGAGACUGCGGCAGCUGCAGGUGUUAUCGCGAUUAGGCAUUCCGCCAACAGGCUGAAGCAGGCCGCCGUCGCCUUCAUAAAGGCCCACUUGCUCCGUGUGAUGGCGACGCAGGGCUGGGCUGAGGCUGUAGUUAACGACCCACAAACUGUUGUGGAGUUGACUCAUCUGAUUGCAGAGACACCGACAGACACCAGCACGCCAAGCGCUGGAGAGAGCAGGACCGGCCCCUCCUCGCAGCCGCACAGUGGCCACAGCGACGACGGCCGGAGCCCAGCCACAGCUGUGCCCCCCACCACUCCCCAGACGACUCCGCAGCCUGAUGACAUCGCCAUCUGUCUCCUGCGGUGA